AUGUCCAUCACAACUGACUCUCCUACCACUCCAGUCAUUGGAGAUAAGACCAAACAUAAGAACAUUCCAAACGAAGACUUUUCCAAUCAGUGUGUUUGCUGCAAACGAUACAACCUUCAUUACAGCAAAAAGUAUAACAUCAAUGCCAGUAAUAAGAGUGCCUAUGUGGCUGCAUUCAAAUUCGAUGUUCCUCUUGGAGUGUGCUGCAAUUCGUGCUACAACAAACAGCAUCGAUACAACAAGAACCAUCCCAAUGCUGCAUCAGAACUGAACCAUUCAUCAUCAACAACCACCACCUCUCCCAAUGCAACCACCAUAACUUCCACUUCUCCUAACCUUCGUAUCAGCUCUCCUCCAACCAUUUCCACCCACAACAACAACAACAACACUUCUUCCAAUCAUCAUCACCACGAUGAACAGCAACAACAACAUCAAGAGGAGAAUGUCUCCACUCCAACUUCACGAGGUCGAAGAUCAUCCAACUUAACCUCCAACUGCCGAACACCCAAAUCCACCACUACCACCACCUCAAAAGCUUCUUCUCGAAGAGGUCGUUUAGUAUCUUCUCAGUCCAAUACCAAUCAUACAUGCAUUCAAAGUCCUGACAGUGUGGAUAAUAAGACUCAACAUGGCUCCUCAUGGAAUCCAGACAAUAACCCACGCAAGAGAAAGUUGAAUGAACACGACAAUAAGCAAUUCGAACAACGUCAUCACGAAGAAGGUCCAUUCUCAUUGUCUAGUCAUCAUCAUCAUGGCAACGAUCUCAUCUACGAGGAAGAGGGUGCUGAGGAUCAGAUUGAUUCUCUCUUCAUUACUCAACAAGAGAUGUGGACCAGCCAAGAACAACAACAAACACCACAAGAAGUGCCAUCCAUGCUCACCACUCCUUCUCAUCCCUCUUACCUCACUCCCUCACACUACAAUCAAUACCUUCCAUUCCAUUCAUCCACAUCUUCUGGUAAUACUCAACCCAUUGUGGCUCAAUCCUCUGCGAGUGUUCAAAAGCUCUUGGUGGAGUUGGCUCAACAACAACAACAGAUCUAUCAUCAUACCAAUCGAUAUUUGCAACAACAACAGUCCAUGCGAGCCAUGAAUCAGGUCGCUCCACAACCAGUUUCUAACUCUACAUCUGCAUCCUCAGAUUCCGUUCUUCAAUUACUGACCGAAGAGAAUCAGACAGCUUCUUCCUCUGCAGAGUUUGAUCCAACCACCACCACUGCCAAUACCAUGACUGCUCCGAUGGUGAUCCCAACCAACAACAAUGGUACCUCUCAUCAAAACAUGAUGCAUCAACAACCUCACUCUUACUUUGUGGAUUUGAUUAUGAACAAUGGCGAUAACAACAACACUAAUACGUUCUCUUCCACUGCAUCGAUCGAGCCUUUAACAAAGAAGAUGAAAACCUUAUCACCCUCUUCUUCCUCUCCACCUUCCGCUUUUUAUCCAUUCCAAACAACUACAUCUACUCAACAACAGGUUUCUCCAAACAUGAGCUUCUCUCCUUCCACUUUAUUCAAUCCAUUCAGCAGCUCUCUUCCCUAUCUAUCCCAACAACAACAACAACAUUCAAUUGGCUCUGAUCCAUCUCCUGCAGUCAUGUUCCUUCUCUUCUAUGAUGACUCUAAGAUCAAAUCACUCUCCGAUUAUUCCAACAUUCAAAACACACUCAACAUUUCCAAAGUGUGUAUGCCACGACAAGCACCUUACUCGUUGCUCGUGGAAAAGAUUACGGAGAGAAUGGCAAGUGAGAAGAAACUGUGGAAUCAGAAUAGCCUCAAAAGCCUUGUUUCCAUCAAGAUGAAGUUCCAUCUGAAUGGAAGCACUGUAUUGAUGAAUGUGGAUCCUAAUAAUCAAAUGCUUCGAUUUAAGGACAAUGAUGUCUUGUUUGUACAUGUCAUGUAA
This is a messenger RNA of Naegleria fowleri, 1902 nucleotides long. RefSeq lists its product as uncharacterized. The transcript has 3 exons. Lineage: Eukaryota; Heterolobosea; Eutetramitea; Acrasida; Naegleriidae. The record is from RefSeq and is a predicted model, not a curated record. The coding region runs from base 1 to 1902 and encodes 633 amino acids.